Molecule: messenger RNA, 4920 nt
Organism: Pimephales promelas (fathead minnow)
Lineage: Eukaryota; Metazoa; Chordata; Actinopteri; Cypriniformes; Leuciscidae
Gene: ctcf
Product: CCCTC-binding factor (zinc finger protein)
Biological process (GO): regulation of transcription by RNA polymerase II
Cellular component (GO): nucleus
Molecular function (GO): DNA-binding transcription factor activity, RNA polymerase II-specific; RNA polymerase II cis-regulatory region sequence-specific DNA binding
Source: RefSeq, a predicted model, not a curated record
AAUCUUUAGGCCGGGCGUCCAUUUUCUGUUUCUUCUCUUUGUUUCCUGUCUUUAGAAACCCGCCGUUUCUGCACGCGCACUUAGCAAACCAGCUAAUAUGCCUCUUAAAGUUAACCAAUUUCCAACCAUACACGGACAAAACAGUUUAGAAAAAACAUUUAGAUACACAAACGUCAAAUCCCCGAGGUUUUAUUCAUAAUAUGUACUAUUUUAAGCCGUAAAACAUUUUAGCUCGCGCCUAUCGCCCUGUUCGCGCCCCUCCUCGAGCAGUUAAAUUCAAACCCGAGGCGAUGAAACAUUGACCCGGUUUUGCGAUACUAAAGUCCCAUUACGAUGGCCUCUGUUCGCUCUUCGGUCCUUAUCACUCCUAAAAUCCAAAAUGACGUGUUUUUAAGUCUACGUUGGAUACAAAAAAAUAACUGCGUCUUUGAUUUAGCAUAUGUCCUGUCGUCGAUGCUAGCGUGUUGCGCAGGUUAAAAUGAAACGAGGAAGAUGCCGUUGCCAAACUAUAAGGAUAGCCAUUUUCGAUAAGCAAGACCGAGCCUCGCCUUACACUCCACGAAUCCCAGCGUUUAUCGCCUGAAAACAGCCGGAUCGCCGCAGUCGUUGGUGUCGGUGCGACCGCUCACUCUUGAAAGACUAACCUCAAGCAACAAACGACUGAAGGGAUAAAAACUGUAGAGAGCUCCCUCUACAACCCGACUGGUAGUGGUACAAAAACACGAUUAACCAUCGCAGAAUGCCCUCUUGCUGUGGAAAAUUAUAAGGGUGUUUUAAAACGUGUGAAGGUAUUACCCAUGGAAGGGGGACCGACUGAGGCGGUGGUGGAGGAUGCAGGGGAUGCUUUUAAGGCCAAGGAAUGCAAAACCUACCAAAGGCGGCGAGAAGAUGAGGAAGUGGGAGCUGAAUUGCUGCAGGCUGCUGGAUUAGAGCAAGUCCAGAUUGAAGGACAGCCUGUGGUGGAGGCCCAGCAACAGUUGGUCGAGAGUGUAGUUAAUGUCAACAGCAGUGUGGAGAUGAUGGUGAUGGACACCCUGGACCCUGCCCUACUCCAGAUGAAGACUGAAGUCAUGGAGGCUGCUGUUGGAGCACCUGUUGGUGUGGCUGGUGCUGCCCAUGAAGCCACAGUCACAACUGUCGAUGACACUCAGAUCAUCACCCUGCAGGUGGUGAACAUGGAGGAGCAGCAGUUGGGCUUGGGAGAGCUUCAGCUAGUGCAGGUGCCGGUUUCUGCUGUCCCGGUCACUGCUGCCACUGUGGAAGAGCUGCAAGGGACACUGGUUGAUGCCACUGCCAUGCCUAAAGACGGGGAGCCUGUCAUCUGUCACACCCUGCCAUUGCCUGAGGGCUUCCAGGUGGUCAAGGUGGGUGCAAAUGGAGAAGUGGAAACUGUGGAGCAAGACGAGCUCCAGGCCCAAGAGGAUCAGCCUCAACAGCAGGAGGAAGAGGAAAUGGCUGAAGCCCAAAAUGAAGACCCCGCGUGGUCCAAAGAUCCAGAUUACACGCCCCCUGUUAAAAAGGCUAAGAAGACCAAGAAAAGCAAGCUGCGCUACAACACGGAGGGGGAUAAAGACAUGGACGUGUCUGUGUAUGACUUUGAGGAGGAGCAACAGGAGGGACUGCUUUCUGAAGUCAAUGCUGAGAAAGUUGUGGGUAAUAUGAAACCACCUAAACCAACCAAAAUCAAGAAGAAAGGUGUUAAGAAGACAUUCCAGUGUGAGCUGUGCAGUUACACCUGCCCUCGCCGUUCCAAUCUGGAUCGCCACAUGAAGAGCCACACUGAUGAGAGGCCUCACAAGUGCCAUCUUUGUGGACGAGCCUUCAGAACUGUGACAUUGCUGAGGAACCAUCUAAACACUCACACAGGCACUAGACCACAUAAGUGCACUGACUGUGACAUGGCCUUCGUCACCAGUGGAGAGCUGGUGCGACACAGACGCUACAAGCACACUCAUGAGAAACCAUUCAAGUGCUCCAUGUGUGACUACGCUAGUGUAGAGGUCAGCAAGCUGAAGCGGCACAUUCGCUCCCACACUGGAGAACGUCCCUUCCAGUGCAGUCUGUGCAGCUAUGCCAGCAGAGAUACCUAUAAGCUGAAAAGACAUAUGAGGACCCACUCAGGAGAGAAGCCCUAUGAGUGCUAUAUCUGUCAUGCACGUUUUACCCAGAGUGGUACCAUGAAGAUGCACAUUCUGCAGAAGCACACAGAAAAUGUGGCUAAAUUUCACUGCCCUCAUUGUGACACGGUUAUUGCUCGCAAGAGCGAUCUUGGUGUGCACUUACGUAAGCAGCAUUCCUACAUUGAGCAGGGCAGGAAAUGUCGUUACUGUGAUGCGGUUUUCCAUGAGCGCUAUGCUCUCAUCCAGCAUCAGAAGUCCCACAAAAAUGAGAAGCGCUUCAAGUGUGACCAGUGUGACUACGCAUGCCGUCAGGAGCGCCACAUGGUAAUGCACAAGCGCACCCAUACUGGGGAGAAGCCAUACGCCUGCAGCCAAUGUGAGAAGACUUUCAGACAGAAACAGCUCCUGGAUAUGCACUUUCGGCGCUAUCAUGAUCCCAACUUUGUGCCCACAUCCUUUGUUUGCACCAAGUGUGGCAAGACCUUCACUCGCAGGAAUACCAUGGCCAGACAUGCAGAGAACUGCACUGGUGUGGAUUCUGCUGAUGGAGAGAACGGUACUCCACCCAAAAGGGCUCGUGGUGGCCGAAAGAGGAAGAUGCGCUCUAGAAAGGACGAUGACGACGAUGAUAGCGAUGAGCAUGGAGAACCUGACCUUGAUGACAUUGAUGAAGAGGAAGAGGAUGAUCUUCUUGACGAUGAACAGAUGGAUGUGGAACAGGCUCCACCCAGUGUUCCCAUGCCUGCACCAGCUGAACCUCCCGUUAAGAGGAAACGGGGCAGACCCCCCAAGAAUGCACCCAAGCCCUCACCUACAAAAUCUAUCGCCAAAACCACCACAGCAGCUGCUGCCAUUAUCCAGGUGGAGGAUGAAAGCACAGGGGCCAUUGAGAACAUCAUUGUGAAGAAGGAGCCCGAGGGCUCUGAUGCUACUGUAACUGCCCAGCCAGUGGUGGAGGAAGUGGAGGCAGUCGAGGCUGGUGUUGAAACAGUGCAGAUAGCUGUCCCUGAAGCUGCACCUAACGGUGAUCUUACUCCUGAAAUGAUCCUUAGCAUGAUGGACCGAUGAUCUGGGGAUGCGUGUGGACACACAGGCUGAUCACACAUGCUUGCUUAUAUGCACAUCCCCAUAUGUGUCCCCUGAAUUUAUAAAUAUAUAUAUACACACACAUGCAUACAUACUCACUUACAUCCCCCCCCCCCCCCUCACCUCCUUUAAUCCCAAGCUAAGGCCUCAUGUCCUUCAUCAAAUUUCUUAAAGAAUCCAUUGUUCCUCUUCCUUUUCCUAUAAAACUCCAAACUAUCAAUGUCCUAAAGUUCUUACAUUUUGUCUUCUCAUGAUGAUCACAAAGCUGCGCUUUUCUACUGUUUCUAUCACAUCAGUAGUUCAACUGCUGAGUUAUUUUUUUUGCUGUGUACUUGGAGAGGCCGGAUGAUUUUUGAGAGCAGGAAUAUCUCUAACAUAACGUGGUGUAAUACAUGCAUAUAGACUUUUCUUUUACCCAGCUAACCUUCUGUCUUCAUUUGUCCAUUCAAAUCUGACAUUAACAUGGCAAUAUUGAGAAACUAUAUCAUUUUGUGCCUGGUCAAGCCUUGCUAUCUAGAAUCGCUGUCACUGCUGUAGAAAUGGGUGUUUUUUUUACCCCUUCUGUCCAAGAAAAUCCUCUCAAUGUUUGACAUUUAUGAUGACUUUUAUUCCCUGUUUGUUCUUCAUGUGCUCUUUUACUGGUCACAGAUGAUAAUGUUAGGGAGCGUAGAAAUGUAGCCGCCGAAUUAUCAUGCCAGAGAUGAUGACAUCCAUCCAUAUGUUAAAAAAAAAAAAAAAACCUGCAGUUGAUACAUUUGUACAAAAGGUAAUCUUGGCUAGUCUUGCUUGUAAAUAAUUUUUAUUUUCUGUUUUAUUAUGAACAUUUUAAUCUUUUUCUAGUGAAUUGAUGACCUUGAAUGCUAGGCCAAUGGCUUUUAACAUUAGUUUGGAAACAUGCCACGGAAGGCUUUCAAAUGACUUGUGGCGGAAAAAUAAAAGCCUGAACAAUCAUGUAGGCUGCAUAACCCCUUUUCUUUCUGUCCUUCCGUAGCCUGAAUCGUUGCAUUUGAGUCUGCUCAACUCGCUUGAUGGGGAAGGGUUGCUUAGUCUUUUUAUGAGAGAGUGGCUUUACUAUCGUUCUACCUAACGGACAGGCUUCCUUGUUGGAUUUUGCUCUAGCUUUUGUAAAAGGAAGAAAAGGGACAGAACUGGGCAGGUACAGCAACGUGCAUGACUCCAAUCAUUUUGAUCUGUUUUGAUGUGGUCGUGUUCCCAACAACCACCCCUAACAUUAAACCGUUUGUGACACGAGUUGUUAAUUUCAUGGCAUUCUGGAAGGAGACUUAAAGUUUACAAUAGGUUUUUCAGACCACAUUUAAUUUAAGAAGUUUAAUAUGAGUGUUCGAGGAAGCUAUUUUGAUAUGAGCUGUUUCUAGAAGAGGAAGCUUGGAUAGGAUAUUUGUAAAAAGUUAUCACUUGUUCAAAAGAGCAAUGUCCUUAUUUCUGAUCGUUUUGUUUUUCAGAUUCAGAAUGAAGUUUUCCUCCAACAUGUAAUUGCAUUUAAAUUGCUUUUUUAAGCUCUUAAUUCUAGGUUAACGCUUUUGUUUUUUUUUUCUUUAACCUAGCUGUACUAUUUGAAUUUUACAAUGGUCAGAAAACCAACCUUAUAAAGACAUUUAUUUUGGCUGUAAGGGUAUAUAGAGGGCCUAUAAGGUAAGAUGGUGUGGAGAAUGUAUUGCUGUACAGCUAAUAAAAAAAAUAUUGUCCUUAUCAA